Molecule: messenger RNA, 1176 nt
Organism: Knipowitschia caucasica
Lineage: Eukaryota; Metazoa; Chordata; Actinopteri; Gobiiformes; Gobiidae
Source: the annotation of a GenBank genome assembly
AUGGCUCCACUCAGGCUUUAUGUGAGGAGGGCUCUGUGCGUCUCCGCGUCUGUGCGUCUCUGCUCUGUCAUCUCUCCUCAAGUCACUUCAGAGCGGCAGCGCUCCAUCAGGAUGAACUUGCAGUGGAGCCCGGUGACGUGCCUGCGCUAUGGAAGACCCGCGCACAAACGCCUGGACGCGGAUGACCAGCCUCCAGCCAAGUCCCCCAGACUGAGCACCGAAGCCGGGGACGCGCACUCUCUCAUUUACGGAUCUUCUCCCACUUCACCCACAAGCCCGUGCCCCAGGACCCCCAGCCCACACCAGGGGCCAGCCAGGAUAGGACCCUUCUUGCUGCUACCUCUAUCGGAGCGGGAGAGCAGUCACAACGCCAUAAACACGGACACAGGCGAAGAGCUGCUGUGUAAGGUGUACGACAUGGUGAUGUACCAGGACAAGAUCCGGGCUUACGGGAUCCUGCCGGCACACAGGAACGUGGCUGGUAUCAGGGACAUCAUCCUGGGGGAGAGGAAAGCGUAUGUGUUCUUGGACAAAGACUUUGGGGACAUGCACACUCUGGUGAAGAGCUCGCGCAGGCUGGACGAGGAACAGGCCUGCAUGCUUUUCCGGCAGGUGGCCUUGGCUGUGGCUCACUGUCACCAGAACGGGCUCGUGUUGGGAGACCUCAAGCUCCGCAAGUUUGUCUUUGAAGAUGAGAAAAGAACUCAAGUAAGACUGGAAAGUCUAGAAGACUGCCGUGUUUUGGAAAACCCAAAGAAUGAUUCCAUGUCAGACACCCACGGCUGCCCGGCUUACGUCAGUCCUGAGAUCCUGAGCGGCUCCGCUCCGUACUCGGGGAAAAUGGCUGACAUGUGGAGCCUGGGGGUGAUGCUGUACACUAUGCUGGUGGGUCGUUACCCCUUCCAUGACCCGGACCCUGCCACGCUGUUCUCUAAGAUCCGCAGGGGCCAGUGCUGUGUGCCUGAAGGCCUGUCUCCUAAAGCCAAGUGUCUGCUGCAGAGUCUGCUGAGGAGAGAGCCCUCAGAGAGACUGACCGCAGCCGAGCUGCUCGCUCACCCCUGGUUUCACCGACCACCAUCACUACAGGAAGGGGUGCCCGCAGAACAGGAAGUGAGCUCAGCAGAGCAGACUGUGCCCUCAUUUGAUGUGGAGAAAGACAAUGACCUGUUCUGUUGA